AUGGCCGACGCACGAACUCUACUGCGCCAACAGCGAGCAGCACGGCAGCAGGCGCAAAAGCCCCAGAAGCAGUCGGCCGCGCCCGCAACCGCACCUGUCUCGAAGAAGCGCAAGGCGUCGGAUGAGACGGCGGAAGAGAGGAAACGUACGCGGACUGAGGAGGAAGCGGGCGUACCAGCCGGCUUCUUUGAUGCAGGCGCUACCAAGGAUGAGGAGGAAGUCGCGCCCGAUGCAGCUCCAGCAGCCCCCGAGGACACAGCAGAGACGCAGCCCGCAGAGCCUCCUGUAGCAUCCAAACCACCGCUAGAUGCGGCCGCACAAGCAGAGCUGGACGCCUUUCUGGAGGAGAUGAACGCGGAGAAGCCCGAACCACCACCAUCUGCCAGACCCACAUACUCAGGCGCCGUCAUAGAGGCUGCGCCCAUGACUGCUGCCGAGAUUGCAGCACAGGCACGCGAGGAGCACAGCGCGCAACGGGCGAAACGGGACGAGGAGAUGGAAGGAGAGAAGGAAGACGCAGCGCGGGCGCUUGAAGACGAGUUCGAGGAGAUGGAUGGUCUUGAGGAGAGAGUGAAGAAGCUACGGGAAAAGAGGGAGGCACUGCGAUCCACGUCUCUUCGUUCAGUGGACGUGGUGAACAUUGCACCAGCGGCCCCUAAUGUCGACGAAGACGGAGAGAGCGAGUCCGACGAUGAAGACUGGGAUGACUGGCGUUUCCAUCCUGCUUAA
This is a messenger RNA of Pyrenophora tritici-repentis Pt-1C-BFP, 729 nucleotides long. RefSeq names its product KfrA-N multi-domain protein. Lineage: Eukaryota; Fungi; Ascomycota; Dothideomycetes; Pleosporales; Pleosporaceae. The record is from RefSeq and is a predicted model, not a curated record.